Mollisia scopiformis is the source of this 1515-nucleotide messenger RNA. RefSeq lists its product as uncharacterized. The transcript is spliced from 5 exons. The coding region runs from base 1 to 1515 and encodes 504 amino acids. Lineage: Eukaryota; Fungi; Ascomycota; Leotiomycetes; Helotiales; Mollisiaceae. The record is from RefSeq and is a predicted model, not a curated record.
AUGUCAACGAUGGAAAAUAAUCUGGGAGCUGAAGCGGAUACCUCAUCCCGGAAAGCAAAGUUGAACUACGAUUUAUGGUGCAUGAUCUUCGACGAGGUACUGGAAAAAGCUAAAGGAAAUCCGCUACUGUUCCCGGGGCAGUGGUUCGAGCCUGACCUCAUCAAAUGGUUGAGAGAUCUACGAUUGGUGUCCAAAGAUUUCAGUCAAAUUUUGACACCAUUCGCGUACGAGACUGUCGAGCUGAGGAGAUGCCAAAUCCCGCGCAGAGAUCUAUUCGGGAUUGUUGUCUCGUGUUCGGAUUUUCAAAAAAACCUUUCACAAUUCACAAAGAUCAUGGUUCUCGAAGUCAGUAUCAAUCAGAACUAUUUGUCUUCUCUGGUCAAACUCAUGGCUGAAUGUGAAAGCCUGAGAGGAGUCAUAUUCAAAACAGAAGAUCUUCCUGGGUCCCCUGUAGCAGAGUUCAUGUCCAAAAUCCUAGAGGGUUUCUUGAGAAAGAGCAUGCUCUACAGGAUAUGGUACGACCAAGGUUAUUGCAAGAUCCGAUCAGACAAUGUAUCUAACCAUAUCCUCCCCCUCCCGAAGAACAAAGGAGCUUUUCCCAAGAAGAUCCGAAACAAGAAAAGGGAAUCCAUCUUACCGAAAGAAGAAGGUGAACCAAGAGCUCUUCAAUUACUUCGACACCCUGAUAACCGAGCCUUCUCCAACUCCGAACAAUUCUCAUACCGCUUCCCUGCCGUUACACAUCUGUCUCUAAUUCGUUAUCCUUGGAUCCAUUCGGCUUCGACAUAUAACAAUGUUUGGAAUUUCUCGAAGUUGGAACAAUUGGAUCUCGCUGAGAUGAAUCUCCUUCGGUUUUUUGAGAUCGUAUGCGCUAAAGAUUUUGAGAAUCUUCACUCACUCUGCCUUCGGGUUUAUCUCGACGAGAGAUCCAGAGAUAUUGGGAUGUCUGUAGGCUCAGCUAGAGCAGCUCUCAGGGCGAUCAAAAAGUUGAAAAUGCUGUGGAUUGAUCACGAACGAUGGGCCUCUAUUUUCCCGCCAAUUCUUAUUUGCGAGAUUGGCAGCAGUCUCCAGUGGCUCGCCCUACAUGAUAGGACUGGUCCAGUCAAUCGGAGAUCAAUGUCGGUGAAAGAUUUGUGGAACAUUCGUGUUCACUGUCCAAGCAUUUAUUGUCUUCAAAUCGACUGGCCAUGGAACUCCAACAAAUCUGAGCAACAUAAAUUCCUCGAAGAGGUAUGCCGAUUCGUGGAGUUACGAGUGCUCGUAUUCGCCACAGCAGCCGACCCAUUCGAAUUUGCUGCAGUUGAAGCUGAAGCCAAGACCACAUACGAAAGUCAAGCUCUCGGUCAAUACUAUGAGUACGUGAGGCCUUCUAAAAAGCCUAGCCUGAGUCCAGAAUACCGAGCAACUUCUCGACAAAUUGUGGGCUUCCUCCAUGAACAUAAAUAUGGCAAACCUCUCGAAUUUGUGUCCAUCGACCAAAAACUUGAAUACCAUGCAAAUACAACUUCAUUGUAG